UGGAAGGAGUCGCCAUUGCGAGCACGGAUUACAGUUGAUCCACGAAGUAGUGAUCCGGAGAUGACAGACUUCCCAAACAUAAAGUGAACAGCUGGGAAAAUGUUGAGGCUUGCGCGUACCGGGACGAAUAAUAACAGUUUUCUUUAGAAAAUAAAAUAAUAAUAAUAAUAUUAAUAAUAAGGCGAGAGUAGAAGCUGGUGCGCUCACUUGAAUUUGGUGAAAAAGAAGAGGAGACGCGCGAUGCCUUAAGGUAACAGGUGGCACUUUAUGGUUACAAUGUCUUUUUUCGCCUUUGGGUCGGUGUUAGAUCUAUAGGAACGAGUUUGCAGCUCCGUGCCCUCAACUUCAGUGGAGGAAUGUGCGUUUUGAGCAAAACAUGAGCCGCGCAGCUCGCGCGUCCCACGGACAAAGACCUGAGACGGAAGCUGCUCGUGAACUUUGCGGCUGUGCAAUGCUAACAACCCCCGACUAGCCUACCAAAACGGCUCCAGAGUGAAGACGAGCUCCGAUGAAUGGACCGCAGGAUGUUUUCUGGUCAGGCUGGUCUGAAUUACAGCUUCAACCUGAGCAACGACCAGGAGCCGGUGGACACGCCGGCGGGCAGGGGGAAACUCUCCCCGUCGGGCUUCGUAGUGCUGUCCGUGGUGCUGGGCUUCAUCAUGACUUUUGGCUUCCUCAACAACUUCGUUGUCCUGCUUCUGUUCUGCAAGUUCAAGAAGCUGCGAACCCCGGUGAACAUGCUCUUGCUGAACAUCAGUGUCAGUGACAUGCUGGUGUGUCUGUUCGGCACCACUCUCAGUUUCGCCUCCAGUGUUCGCGGGAGUUGGCUGCUGGGGCGCAGCGGCUGCAGCUGGUACGGCUUCAUCAACUCCUGCUUUGGUAUUGUGUCGCUGAUCUCUCUGGUGAUCCUCUCCUAUGACCGCUUUAGCACUCUGACUGUAUACAACAAGCGUGGGCCAAGCUACCGCAGGCCCCUGCUGGCUGUUGGGGGCUCUUGGCUGUACUCCUUGUUCUGGACAGUGCCCCCCCUCCUAGGCUGGAGCAGCUAUGGCAUAGAGGGGGCAGGAACAAGCUGCUCUGUAUCCUGGACGGUUCAUACAGCCCAGUCGCAUGCCUACAUCAUCUGUCUCUUCACUUUCUGCUUGGGUUUACCUGUCCUGGUGAUGAUCUACUGCUAUAGCAGACUGCUGUGGGCAGUCAAACAGGUGGGCAAGAUUCGAAAGACUGCAGCCCGGAGGCGAGAGUACCGCAUUCUGUUCAUGGUUCUGACCACAGCUGCCUGCUACCUGUUGUGCUGGAUGCCUUACGGUGUUGUGGCCAUGAUGGCAACAUUUGGCCCGCCCAACAUCAUUAGUCCAAUAGCCAGUGUGGUGCCCUCACUACUGGCCAAGAGCAGCACUGUCAUCAACCCUCUCAUUUACAUACUUAUGAAUAAACAGUUCUACAGGUGUUUCCUGAUUCUGUUUCACUGUGAUCACUGGUCAGCGGCGAACGGCAACAUCUCGAUGCCCUCCAAGACCACGGUAAUCCAGCUUAACCGCAAAGUCUACAGCAACACGGUGGCCUGCACCGCCCAGAUCUCCAACGACGUCCUCAACCAGUGCUGCAGCACGCCGGCCACCAACCAAACAACCCCUCCCCUGAGGUCACAACCUGAGCCGGAAUAUCCUCAACAUAACCAGACAAGAAACACUGUCAAGCUGCAGCACAAAUAACUCCGCUUGAUAGCUCCUUUUACAAUGUGAACUUCAGUGAAAUGUGAAUUCAUACAUGAUGAAUCCGUGUAUCAUUCGUUCUUUUCAUAUUCAAUUGGGAAUCCAAAAAUCGGAAAAUGAAAAUACAAUUCAUCAUUCCGUUAUUCAUUCUUCACAAAAAAAAAUAACAACAGUUUGUUUUUUGUGCUUUCAAUUUUAUUUAUUUUUUUAAGUCAAAAAUAGCAAAUGAACAAAUGGACCACAAACCGCUGAAAAGAAAAACCACCCACGUUGAUGUUCAAGCUCAUAUUCAUUGCAUUAAGUCAGGCACCACCAUCACCCAUGUGUAUUUGCUGCAAGUUUAUCAAGUGCAACACACAAAGAAGUCAGCGACUUCCUGGUCGUUUUUUCAUUUUCCAAUUUUGGAUUCUCAAUUGAAUACGAAAAGAACGAAUGAUAGACAGAUUCUGAUGCAUUUAGAGAGUCAAUGUAAGUUUUGUGUGAGCUUGUGCUCAUUUCGAAUUUUUAUAAUUUACAUGUACAAGGUACUAGAUGGGCAUAGAAAUACAAAUUUCAUUAAGUAUUCACAAUACGGCCAAAUUUAUGAGGACACCUGAUCAUUACAUGUACAUUUGACUGUUCGACAUCGCAUUCCUCAACCAUGGGCUGUAGGGAUUUGAUCCCAUUCAGCCACAAUGUGUGUUCAGCCACUGAUGUCGGGCGAUAAGGCCUGACUCAGAGUCAGCGCUCCAGAUCAUCCCAAAAUUUGUUUGAUGGGUUUAGGUAAAGGCUCUGUGCAGGCCAGUCGAGCGCUUUCUCACCAAAUUCAGAAAAGUAUCUCUUACUUUCCUAUAUGGGGCGCUGUCAUGUGUAAACAGGAGAGGAACUUCCUCAAACUGCUGCCGAAUGUUGGAAGCACACUACUGUGUAAUAUAUCAUUGUGUGCUUAAGCAUUACGACAGGACAAACAAACCAUGAAAGAUCAGUCCAGACCAAAAGUAUACAAACAUAUGUGGACAUCUACUUCUGGCCAUGUAGUGCAUUUGACCCUUGUUUGAUAGGUCUAUACUGUAUGUCCAGGAAAUAUUUUUCUUUCAAUAUUCAUUUACUGAUCAAUUCAAAAUGGUCAUAUUUAUUAUUGAUAUUAAGAGGUUCAGUUAAUGUUUUUUUUAAAUCAUUUUUAUCAUAUUAACUGUUGAUUAUACUGUCUACUAAGCACAUUUUCUGUAUAAAUUAGAAACAGGGUAAAAAUGUUGUGGAAAAUUCUCUCUACAUGUAAGUAGAAGGUUUGAAAAUUUAGUGGUUCCUCAAAGUGUUCCUUUCUUAAAAAUUCCCAAACCCAGCUGCACGUUCACUACAAUAGGUUGAAGGUUUCAAUUCAUUGCAGAAUUGUAACAUUUAUGUAUUUUCAUUUCUCUACAAUGUGACCACUACAGAAUUGAUCAUUUCUAUAAUACCUUUUAAAUAUAAUGUAUAUAUUUUAUGUUGACUGAAUUCCUUUUUGAAAUCCAGGAUCAGUUUUUUUUUCCCCUCCAUUUUUUCUACAAAGCAAAAACCUUGUGCCUAUUCUCUGUUGCUGUUUGUCAUUGUGCUGAUGUAAAUGCCACGGCUAGCCAGUCAUAGAUUUGUGCUGUAAUCAGUGUCAAUGUGGACUGAUGUGUUAACUGCCGUCUUUUCUUCCUCUCACUACAGCCUCUGUACUGCUCAGAGUGUAAAUAUUGCAGAAUCCUAGUAGUUCUCACAAAAAGACCUUAUCUUACAUUCAACUUUCAACUUGUACAUAUAUCAAGUUAAUAAUUCUGCUCUGCAUGUAGUGGUUUAUUUGGUUUAUUUCUAAUUGUCUGUUAGUUUUCCCUCUUUCGUUAUGGUUACUUUGUGUUGCAUGAUUUUGUUGGUUUUUUUUGUACAUUACAUGUUAAAAUUGAUCAGAUAUCAUGGAGAAAGAGAGACAAUUACUUUCACCUGUAUUCAAUAAAAGAGCUCUACCCUCUCUUGCAGUGACUGGUCACAUCUGUAGUCUCACUAGGGGGCAAAAGAUCUGAGGCCAUUGGGGGUUUCCAUCAUGGAGCUUUAGGCCAGAGAGACGGUGCUGACCACUAUGGCCACGGCAGGUUAAUAGAAUGGGACUACAAGGGAGAGGGAUAUGGGAUGCCAAAUGGCUCCUAUAUCAUCUGCUUUUAGUUCCCCCAUGCCAGGAUGAGAGAGGCCAGUCUGAAAUGGGUGAAAAGCUGUGAUGUGUCACAACAAGACCAGCCAAAGAGGAAUGGUUGGCCAAGAGGACACAAUGUGAUGGCUGAGGGGAAACCGUAACACACCUGAGGAGAUGACUGUGAUCCGCCACACUGAAAGGGCUAAGUGAAGGAAUUUCUAAAAGCUUCCUGAAUGUGUGCGCAAGUUUUCCACACAAGGCCGACGUGUAGACUUGAUGGUCUCCCCACCUUGUCCACAAUGUUGUAGACCGGAAAAACCAGGAUGCAACAUCUGGGAACUGGAAUACAGAAACUUACUGGAGACGAGAAAGUGCUGAAAUUUAAUGGCCCUGAGUCAUGAUGCAGAUAUCAAGCAUGUUUGAUACGAACACCAGAUGUGGUUGUUUGCCUCAGAGCUUGAGAUGGCUGACCUUCUCACUGCA
Molecule: messenger RNA, 4326 nt
Organism: Xiphias gladius (swordfish)
Lineage: Eukaryota; Metazoa; Chordata; Actinopteri; Istiophoriformes; Xiphiidae
Gene: tmtops2b
Product: teleost multiple tissue opsin 2b
Exons: 4
Coding region: 513-1715 (400 amino acids)
Biological process (GO): visual perception; G protein-coupled receptor signaling pathway
Cellular component (GO): photoreceptor outer segment; membrane
Molecular function (GO): G protein-coupled receptor activity
Source: RefSeq, a predicted model, not a curated record